AUUAAAUUUAGAAUCUCAGAGUUCAUUUAUCGAUGGGUUUUUAGUUUCUGCCAUUUUGUGAGUAAGAAUAGGAAGUACGUUUAAUUGAUUAAAGCAUUGCGUAUUUUAACUAAUAUUGUUUCUUAUUGACGAACGAUGUCUGAUAAUAUUAAAUCUUUUUUAAACGAGUGGUCUCAAAAAAAUAAAAAAGAACUGCAUUAUGAGGUUAGACCCACCGGUACCAAAAAUCGUCAACGAUUUUUGUGUGAAGUCCGCAUAGAUGGUUACAAUUAUGUAGGUGCUGGAAAUUCUACAAAUAAGAAAGAUGCCCAGAGCAAUGCUGCAAAAGAUUUUGUAUCAUAUCUAGUCCGACAAGGCUUUGUAAACAAAAAUGAUGUUCCAGUAGAUAUUGAUGCAGCACCUGCACCAGUAAUUCACCAUGGCCUACAAGAGAAACUUCUAGGAGGAUCUCAGCAUCAAGUUUUUGAACAAGGUGCAGGUCCAGCUUCUUAUGGUGAAGCUUAUCGCCCUCGAGGGCAUGAAGAUGGCAAUUGGCAUUAUAUGGAUCGAGCACAAGAACAAAAAAAGUUGGAAGAAGCCGAGGAUCUUGAUGUCAAUGCACAAAUUCAUGGAAAUUGGACUGUAGAAAAUGCUAAAUCGAAAUUACAUCAGUUCAUGCAGACAAAUAAGAUUCAUGCUGACUACAAAUAUACCCAAAUUGGACCUGAUCAUGCUAGAACGUUUGUAGCAGAAUUGAGUUUCUAUGUGAAACAACUUGGUAGAUCAAUUCACGGUCGAGAUUCGGGAUCUAAUAAACAGACUGCAAGUAAAAGUUGCGCUCUAUCUGUUGUUCGGCAGCUUUUCCAUUUAGGAGUUAUCGAAGCUUUUUCAGGUACAUUGAAGAAAGAGAAAAAAUCCGCCACGGAAAUGCCUCCGUUCCAAGUGAGAAUAUCUCCUCAUUUGAAAAAACAAAUACAAGAUUGUCUAAACGAGUUGAAUGUUACCCCUACUCCGUUAAAACCAGUUGUAAAAGAUGAAAACGGAGAAGUUCAACCAAUUUCUUUAUUAAGUAGUCACGUGUUAGAUGAUUUCCAACCUGCUAAACCGACAGAAGCGGGAGUUGUCACUUGGUCACCUCCUCAACCCAAUUGGAAUUGUUGGACGGGUUGUAAUAUAGAUGAGGGUUAUUUGGCUACUGCAACACUAGAAGAUUUGAGCGAACAAAUGCUCAAAGAAUGGAGAUCUCGUUUGGAAAAUGAUUCUUCUUUAAUAAAAAGUAUACAGGAUAGACAACAUCUACCAGUAUAUGCUAUGAAAAGUGUAAUUAUGGAAGCUAUUAAUGAACAUCCAGUUAUUAUUAUAAGAGGAAAUACAGGUUGUGGUAAAACCACACAAGUCUGUCAGUUCAUUUUAGAAGAUUAUGUUAUGUCCGGUCAAGGAGCUUGGGCGAAUAUUUGUGUGACACAACCAAGACGUAUAUCGGCAGUUUCUGUAUCUGAGAGAGUAGCAAAUGAAAGAUGCGAAGAUUUAGGACUGUCGAUCGGUUAUUCGGUGCGUUUUGAAUCAUCUUUACCCAAACCAUACGGUUCCGUGAUGUUCUGUACUGUUGGAGUUUUAUUGAAGAAACUCGAGAAUGGGCUUCGGGGAGUUAGCCACGUGAUUGUCGACGAGAUUCAUGAAAGAGAUGUUAACAGCGAUUUUAUAAUGGUCGUAUUGAGAGAUAUGAUCCACACUUAUCCGGAUUUGAGGGUUAUUUUGAUGUCUGCUACCAUUGAUACAACUUUAUUCUCCAAAUAUUUCAAUAAUUGUCCAGUUAUUGAGGUACCGGGAAGAGCAUAUCCCGUAAAACAGUAUUUCUUGGAAGACGCUAUCGAACUAACAAAGUUUGUACCACCAACUGAUACUAAAAAAAGGAAAAACAAAUCUAAAGAUGAUGAGGACGACGAAGGUACCGGGAUCGAAGAUCCAGACGAAAAUUUAAACAAGGUGGUUACUGGGAAUUAUUCAGAAUUAACCAAAAACGUGAUGAGUAGAUUGAAUGAAAAAGAAGUUAGUUUCGAGCUUCUCGAAGCUCUUCUCGAUUAUAUAAAGAGUCAAAACAUUCCUGGAGCGGUUUUAGUAUUUCUUCCUGGAUGGAAUUUGAUAUUCGCGAUGAUGAAACAUCUUCAAACUCAUCCUGUCUACGGAGGACCUCAAUAUUGUAUUUUACCGUUGCAUUCGCAGAUACCGAGAGAAGAUCAAAGAAGAGUUUUCAAUCCCGUUCCUGAUCACGUGACCAAAGUAAUUUUAUCUACAAAUAUUGCCGAAACUUCGAUAACCAUUGACGAUGUAGUUUUUGUUAUUGAUAGUUGCAAAGCUAAAAUGAAGAUGUUUACGUCUCAUAACAACAUGACCAGUUAUGCUACGGUUUGGGCUUCCAGAACCAAUUUAGAACAAAGAAAAGGACGUGCCGGUAGAGUCAGACCAGGUAUUUGUUUCCAUUUAUGCUCUAAAGCGAGGUACGAUAAAUUAGAAGAGCACAUGACGCCAGAAAUGUUUAGAACGCCUUUACACGAAUUGGCAUUGAGUAUAAAACUGUUACGUUUAGGUUCUAUCGGUCAUUUCUUGAGUAAAGCCAUAGAACCUCCUCCUUUGGACGCAGUUAUCGAAGCCGAAGUACUUUUGAAAGAGAUGAAAUGUUUAGAUAGGAACGAUGAAUUAACACCCUUGGGUAGGAUAAUAGCCAAAUUGCCAAUUGAACCAAGAUUAGGAAAAAUGAUGGUUUUGGGAUGUAUAUUUAUGUGUGGUGGACCUCUCGCCACUAUGGCCGCUAAUUCGUCUACAUUUCCGGAAAUAUUCACUUUGGAUAUAGGUCACAGAAGAUUGAGUUUCCAUCAAAAGGCUUUGGCCGGUGACAGACAUUCCGAUCAUGUUGCCAUGUUGACAGCUUUCGAGAUGUGGGAUCACGCAAGACAAGGUGGAGAAGAAGCAGAGCUGAGGUUUUGUGAUUUCAAGGGAAUCAGUAUGCCGACAAUGAGAGUGACAUGGGAAGCCAAACAUCAGUUGCAACAAAUUUUAAAUAACGUAGGUUUCCCCGAAGAAACUUUAGCUCCAUUACCUAUGGAGACUGUUGGUCCAGAUCCGAGACUUGAUGUAGUUAUGUCUUUGAUGUGCUACGGAUUAUACCCGAACGUUUGUUAUCACAAAGAAAAAAGAAAGGUGUUGACAACGGAAAGUAAAGCAGCACUUAUUCACAAGACUUCGGUAAAUUGCAGUAAUCAAGAUCAAGGUUUUCCUUAUCCAUUUUUCGUAUUUGGAGAAAAGAUCCGAACCAGAGCCGUUUCUUGUAAGCAGAUGAGUAUGGUUACGCCGCUUCACCUUUUGUUAUUCGGAUCGAGGAAAGUCGAUUGGGUCGAUAACGUUGUAAGAUUGGAUAAUUGGAUAAAUUUGGAUAUGGAUCCAGAAGUUGCUUCUAUGAUUCUUGCUUUGAGACCAGCUUUAGAAAGUUUAGUGAUUAGAGCGUCUCAAGAACCCGAAUCCAUUUUGGAAAUGGGAGAAAUGGAUUGUAAGGUGGUGUCAACGAUUAAAGAAUUGUGUAAAUUACAUGCUGGUAGUUUUGAAAUAGAAAGAUCUCAAUCUAAUCUUUUAGCAUCUAACAGACCUAACAGAGGACAUACAAUUGGAAAUUACAGUGGACCUCCUCCGAAAUUCUUCCGGGGUGGUUCUGGCAGUCGAGGAGGAAUGGGAGGUGGUUACAAUAAUGGAGGCGGCGGGUAUAGAGGUGGAAGAGGUUACGGCGGCGGUAGUUAUGGAGGAUACAGAGGAGGUGGUGGAUAUGGGGGAAGAGGUGGUUUUGGAGGUAGAGGAGGAGGUGGUUUUGGUGGUAGAGGAGGAGGUGGUUUUGGAGGUAGAGGUGGCGGUUAUGGAAGUAGAGGAGGAUACUAAAUAUUUAGUUUAUUUAUUCGGUUUCAAAAUAUUUAUUGCAUUUGUAUUAGGACUUCUUAGAAGUUAAAAAGUUCUUUUGACUAGAAUAUAUAUGUAUUUACUUAAAAUUGACCAUAAUAAAAGAAAAAUUGGAAAA
Molecule: messenger RNA, 4039 nt
Organism: Diorhabda sublineata
Lineage: Eukaryota; Metazoa; Arthropoda; Insecta; Coleoptera; Chrysomelidae
Gene: mle
Product: dosage compensation regulator
Exons: 12
Coding region: 136-3903 (1255 amino acids)
Biological process (GO): regulation of mRNA processing; positive regulation of transcription by RNA polymerase II
Cellular component (GO): nucleolus; ribonucleoprotein complex; intracellular anatomical structure
Molecular function (GO): 3'-5' DNA helicase activity; ATP binding; double-stranded RNA binding
Source: RefSeq, a predicted model, not a curated record